AUGUAUUCAUACUCAAAAUAUGGGACGCGUUCUUUUAAUUCAGCAAGCAAUACACAUAACGAGACUUCAAGAGUCCAAAAGAGUCUGUCCUCUAACGAUAGUUCAACAUCAGCCAACAAAAAACAAAGAUCAUCUGAAAACGAUUACUCCAAUCACUACGUUCACUCUCGGACAAUUUCAACUCGCUACAUUAGAAAUGCCCAAAAUCCUAUGGAAGGAUAUCCAAAGUUGCAAAGGUUGAAAGAGCUCAAAGCAAAACAAGUCAGCAACCAUGCAACAACGCCAUUUGGAGUUAGAAUCGAAGCAAACCAGAUGGUACCAACCUUGAAUAAAUGGGUGAAUGAUUACGGUUUGCAGUUUGAUGUCAUCAUGAUCGGUGCUUUAGUGGAAAACCAAUUUUUGUUGCCGCUCUUGAAUCUGCUUCCCCUCUAUAAGUUAUGCGCCAAGCCAGGUUUCUUGUUUAUAUGGUCCACAUCGGCCAACAUUAAGCAGUUGACGGGUUUACUCAAUGGAGAUAGAUGGAACAAGAAAUUCAGAAGGUCCGAAGAAUUAGUAUUUGUACCUAUCGAGGAGAAUAGUCCCUUGUUUCCAAGUGGAGUGAACGAUGGUUUCCAUCCUGACCACGGCAAAAAUGGAAAUGGGCAAUCGUUGAUGCGCCGUAAUCAAUGGCAUUGCUGGAUGUGCAUCACCGGAACCGUAAGAAGAUCUACCGAUAGUGAACUUAUCCACUGCAAUGUGGACACCGAUUUACAAAUCGAAUCUCCGGCGUCUUCGCCUACGGUGUACAGUAAUGCUGUACCUGAAUCAAUUUACAAAGUGGCUGAGAAUUUUUCCAACUCCAACAGAAGGCUUCACAUCGUGCCCUGUAGAACGGGCUACAAAUUACCAGUGAAGUUGAGGAAAGGCUGGGUGAUUAUGCUGCCUGAUGUUUUGGUAAACAACUUUGAUCCUAUUGAAUACGAAACCCAGUUGCACAGCAAGUCUUACAUGAAGUACAAAAAUUCGGCCAAUGGACAGCAGAAGCAACCACAAUACUUAGUGCCGCAGACGUCCGAAAUCGACUCGUUAAGGCCAAAAAGUCCUAACUAG
This is a messenger RNA of Clavispora lusitaniae ATCC 42720, 1089 nucleotides long. RefSeq names its product Kar4p (gene KAR4). Gene Ontology annotation, molecular function: mRNA binding. Lineage: Eukaryota; Fungi; Ascomycota; Pichiomycetes; Serinales; Metschnikowiaceae. Gene Ontology annotation, cellular component: nucleus; RNA N6-methyladenosine methyltransferase complex. The record is from RefSeq and is a predicted model, not a curated record.